AUGUUGGCCAACCUGGGCUACGGGAGAUCCCCGUACCGCCAUUAUCCAUAUGGACAGGUGGAGCCGGAAGAAAUAUACGCAGAGGCCCUCGAAGGCAACCGGAUUGAGGAUGCUGAAGACACCCAUUGCUAUAGCGCUCCCUGCAUCACUAACGGGGAUUGCUGCCGUGGGCUUAUGUGUUUGGAAACAGAGGAUGGAGGGAGAUGUCUUCCGGCAUUUGCUGGGCGCAAGUUAGGCGAGAUGUGUAACCGUGAAAACCAAUGUGAUGCUGGGCUGGUUUGUGAAGAGGUCGUACCAGGUGAGAUGCACGUCUGCCGUCCCCCAUCUGCCGGUCACAAGCAAUACAACGAAGACUGCUCCUCAUCUAACGAAUGCGACAUCACCCGUGGACUCUGCUGCAUCAUGCAACGCAGACACCGCCAGAAGCCAAGAAAGAGCUGCGCAUACUUCAAGGAGCCUCUCGUUUGCAUUGGACCAGUUGCUACCGAUCAGAUCCGCGAGAUUGUGCAACACACCGCCGGCGAGAAGAGGAUCGGCGUGUACAGAAUGCAU
This is a messenger RNA of Brenthis ino (lesser marbled fritillary), 552 nucleotides long. The record is from the annotation of a GenBank genome assembly. NCBI's taxonomy places the organism in Eukaryota, Metazoa, Arthropoda, Insecta, Lepidoptera, Nymphalidae.